UAUAAGCCGGAGUGAGAGGCAGAGGGGUCCACUGCAGUGAGCCGAUUCAUCCCGAGCAACUUUCACUCUAACCUUAGUGACAACCCCCCCGAAGUUAAACAUGUCUUUGGCAGCCAGUCUCAAUGCAGCUGACAUCACUGCAGCCCUCGCUGCUUGCGCAGCUGAAGGCUCUUUCGACCACAAGGCCUUCUUUGCAAAGGUCGGCCUGUCCGCCAAGUCUGCCGACGACAUCAAGAAAGCCUUCGCGGUCAUUGACCAGGACAAGAGCGACUUCAUUGAGGAGGAAGAGCUGAAGCUGUUCCUGCAGAACUUCUCCGCGGGCGCCAGAGCUCUGAGCGACGCUGAGACCAAGAAGUUCCUCGCAGCCGGUGACUCUGAUGGUGAUGGCAAGAUCGGAGUUGAUGAGUUCGCAGCAAUGGUCAAGCAGUGAAUAACCUGAACAACAUCUUACUUCAUUACUCUAAAGGAACAACUUGAGCCAAGACAUGAUCCUCCUCUAUUCAACUCUUCCCUCUCACUCUCUCUCUCAACUCUCCAUACCACUUUUAUACACACGACCUUUCACCCCCGCCCUCCCCACAUCUAACUCUCUCUGACUGUUGCUGUCCUGGAUGAAUGUACCGGACGAGAUGUAUAGCGAGGUUCUCUCUCUUUCUGUCUCUCUUUCUCUCUCUCUCUCUCUCUCGCUCUCUCUCUCUCACUUCUGUCGUCGUUUUACUAUGUUAGUUUUGCCUACUGUGAGUCGGUGAUGAUGCACUUUUAUGGGAAACGGACGGACGAUGAGACAACAAUAAAGGUUCUUUUUCAAUAA
Platichthys flesus (European flounder) is the source of this 811-nucleotide messenger RNA. RefSeq names its product parvalbumin beta-like. Gene Ontology annotation, molecular function: calcium ion binding. Gene Ontology annotation, cellular component: cytoplasm; nucleus. Lineage: Eukaryota; Metazoa; Chordata; Actinopteri; Pleuronectiformes; Pleuronectidae. The coding region runs from base 101 to 430 and encodes 109 amino acids. The record is from RefSeq and is a predicted model, not a curated record. The transcript is spliced from 5 exons.